Messenger RNA from Rotaria sp. Silwood2, 1764 nucleotides. The record is from the annotation of a GenBank genome assembly. NCBI's taxonomy places the organism in Eukaryota, Metazoa, Rotifera, Eurotatoria, Philodinida, Philodinidae.
AUGAUCUCAAAUCGAGCAAGUUCUAGUCGAAGUAGUUUUACAGAAGAUGAAUCUGAUCAUGAUGAAAAUUUAUUUGUAACAAAAAAAGUUUCAUCAUCAAGAAAAAAAUCUUAUAAAAAAUGGACUAAAGAUGAAGAUGAACGUUUAAAAGAUUUUAUUAAUUUAAAUGGUGGCUUAAAAGAUUGGUCACGUAUAUCGAAAUAUGUUGGAAAUGGUCGUACUGAUGCACAAUGUCAACAUCGUUGGGAACGUUUUCUUGAUCCAUCUAUAACAAAAGGACCAUGGACUGAUGAGGAAGAUAAAAAAGUUAUUGAACUUGUACAUGAUUAUGGUGCAAGACAAUGGAGUUUAAUUGCAAAAGAAUUAAAAGGACGAGUUGGAAAACAAUGUCGAGAAAGAUGGCAUAAUCAUCUUAAUCCAGCAAUUAAUAAAAAUCCGUGGACAAAUAAUGAAAAUCUUCUUUUAUUUAUUUUACAUCAACAUUUCGGAAAUAAAUGGGCAGAAAUAGCUAGAUAUUUUAAUGGAAGAUCCGAUAAUUCAAUAAAAAAUCAUUGGAAUUCUUCAAUGAAAAAAAAAUUUGAAUUAGAAGUAACAAAUUUAAAAAGACAAGGACUAGAAUGGACUGCAUUAAUUCCACCUGAUUUUCCAUGGCCUAAACUUGAUAAAUCAUCUUUAUCUCGACGACCCUUAAAUACAAUAACAAAUCGAAUACAUCGUUCAAAUAUGAAACGAUCUUCAAAAAUAACAACAUCAUCAUCUUCACUUGCACCGAUCAAUAAAACUGAAAUUCAUUCACCAAUUGUGGACAGUGACAAUAAUACUAAUCAUCAUUUUUAUCCAACAACUGAUCACAAAAAUUUCACUGUUUCAUCUCCACAUCGUCUUACAACGGUUUAUUCAGAUCAUUUACAGCCCAUAUCUUCUUCGCAAACAUCAUCUGAUGUACAACAACAAGAAUGUUCAUCACAAGAACUUGAACAUCUAUUUUAUUGUACGCCACCAUCUCCUGCUAAACAAUUACCUAUGCUUUCAUCAUGUGCAGAUUAUACAACAUCAAGUCAAAAUUCUCAAACAGAUCAUCAUAUACCAUUAUUUCAUUAUUCUCUUGAUUAUUAUCCAACUCAUCCACCAUCUCGUUCAUCAUCAUUACCUGUAUUUACAUGUUCAUCAUCGCCACAUUUAACAAUCUUAUCUAAUGAUACAACAAAUCAUAAUGAAAAUCGAAAUAUAUUUACAUCUGAUGAUUCAUUUACAAUUAAUUUUAGUUCUCAAAAUGAAAUUAAACAAGAAAAUGAACAUUUAUUAAUUGAUCCUACACAAUCAGAACCAAAUCAUGAUAUUGUUAUUUCACCUAAAACUAUAUCAAAUACAUCAUCACCAUCAAAACAUCGUGUACUUAAUACACCUGAACGCUUGGAUCAGCCACAUCGAAGUCAUUUAACAGAACAAGAUUGGUUUAAUGAUUUUCUUGCAUGUCCUGAUCCAAUAACAACAAUUCAAUCUGACAAUCAUUCAUCUAUACGACCGACUAUUGUACGACGACAUAAACGUUUAGAUAAAUAUCAAUCAACAAUAAUUGAAACAAAAAAACGAGAGAAUUUUUCGAAGAAUUUAUUUAAUUCAUCAAAAAAACUCAAAGAAGAAUUAGGAUAUGAUCCAACUUAUACAGAAAUUUUAAUAGGUCAAACACGUGAUCAACGGCAUGUAACUGAACAAGCUCGACGAUAUCUUUCUUGUUCUUCAUUAAAUAAUUAUAAUCCAUAG